AUGGAAGGUUACGACCCGUUAGCGAUGCCUUAUGGCAACAGUCCCAUGCCGUUCCCGGCAGGUGGGAUGCAAAAUCUAGACUACAUGAGUGUGCCAUCUGCGAUGGAUCCCAUGCAAGAUCAAUACUCGAACUUCGACUCGGAGCCGUAUAUGAGUGAUGAUAUGGGGUUUGGGCCCUCCUCAAGUCUUCAGCCGUCGCAAAUGAUGAAGCAGCGUUUCAACAGCUUCGAAGAUCCGUUCGCAGACGGCACGUUAUCGCAAUUUGAACCCACGGCAGGAGAAGAAGGAGCUGGCAUCGAUCGUGACAGCAAGUACCUCAGCUUUUCAAUGCCACAAUACCAUUUCACACUGCUGGACGAUUCGUUUCGAAGGUCGUCUAUCAACAUCAACGCGCAAUUGCAUGGCAUGUUCUUCCUCGCCGAGUCACAAUGGCCUGCCACUCCAGAUGCGCCCCCGCCUCCACCAGAGCUGACUUGCUACCGGAGAAAUUUAUUCCAAAUAACUGGAUCAAUUACUCUCCCACGAAAUCUGCGGUACGUCUUCACGGAUGACGGAUCUCGGAUACCCAUAUACGAGCUCGAACUCGUGGUGUCGGCCACUGAGUCCGUCGAGGGCAAUCAGGUGAAGAUAAUCUCGGUUCCAUGGAAGACUCCGACCGGCGGUGAGACUUCGAAACCCGAGGAUAAAGUCGAGCGAGAGCCUCCUGGAAUUCCCCUUGAUAAAAUGACCGGUCAAGAUCUCGAUACUGAUUUCACGACCUUCCCUAUCGGAUGGAAACGGUUGCAGUUCCGUAUAGCGACUGCGAAUAAUGGGAGGAGAAAGGAACUGCAGCAGCACUUUGUUUUGCAUCUGAAGAUUAUGGCAUCAUUAUCGACUGGCGGCAAAAUACCAAUCGCCGAGUCCCACUCUGGCGCCAUCAUCGUUCGAGGCAGAAGCCCUCGCAAUUUUGCUGCACGCAAAGACCUGCCUUUGAGUAGCAGUUCCACAUCUCGGAAACAUAUUACUUCUGGGCCACGAAACUCGUCUACAUCAGUUCCGCCAGGCACGUCGGCCUCCAAGGUUAAAGCACCACCCGAAGAAGUACCACAGAUGGCGUUGAAUUUCACAACGGCCAUGAAUCCGCCUGGAAUACCAUCAUCGCUGAGUCCCGACGGAACGACGCCGAACCCCUAUGCCUUCACCUUCACCGCCGGCAUGGGAUCGAAUGGGCCGGAAAGCUUGCAUUUCAGCAGUGACGACGAAGGGGGCAGCCCAUACGUACAGCAGCCACAACCACAAUCGCGGUCAAGACAGUCCUCUGCCAAGCCACCCACCUCAAACCCGCUACCGUCUCCUGAUAUCCUGCAUUCCGUCAAGCCAAGAGCUCACACUCUGGCGAACGUGAGCCCAACGAGUGUUCCACCCGAGAUGCCUACGCAGCGACCUCGACUUCAUUCACACCAUACAUCUAUGACGGUGGCAUCGGUCUCGUCCAAUCCUCAUCGACCGGACUUACUGCACCGGAAAUCAGGUCCAUUACCUAGUCCCGGCGGCGAGAGCGUCGAUCAGCUUUACGAGUAUUUCCCGCUUCCCUUGGACGACUGGCAGCCGAGUGUCGACGCGGUUUUCAGGCCUCAUGUUGUUCAUCAUGAGCUCCCAUAUCCACCUGAUUCUCGUUCUCCCGUGCAAGGUCGUGGCAGCACCAGCAAGCGAUACUUUUCAGAAGUUGCAUAG
Molecule: messenger RNA, 1713 nt
Organism: Cyphellophora attinorum
Lineage: Eukaryota; Fungi; Ascomycota; Eurotiomycetes; Chaetothyriales; Cyphellophoraceae
Product: Protein pacG
Exons: 3
Coding region: 1-1713 (570 amino acids)
Biological process (GO): meiotic cell cycle; positive regulation of transcription by RNA polymerase II
Cellular component (GO): nuclear chromosome
Molecular function (GO): DNA-binding transcription factor activity; DNA binding
Source: RefSeq, a predicted model, not a curated record